Siniperca chuatsi (mandarin fish) is the source of this 1347-nucleotide messenger RNA. RefSeq names its product COMM domain containing 10 (gene commd10). The transcript has 8 exons. NCBI's taxonomy places the organism in Eukaryota, Metazoa, Chordata, Actinopteri, Centrarchiformes, Sinipercidae. The coding region runs from base 130 to 726 and encodes 198 amino acids. The record is from RefSeq and is a predicted model, not a curated record.
CUGUCACGUGAAUCGUCUCGUGACAACAGGAAGAAGGAAUGACAACAGUGUGAGAAUGCUGCUGCUGCUGCUGCUGCUUUGACACUUUUCAACUCUUCAUUUUUCGUUUGCAGAAAGCAACAUACAACAAUGACUUCUAUUAUAAAAGAAACACAAAGCAUAAAAGAAGCGGUGACUUUCAUCAACGCGAUUGAUGUGAACAAGUUCUCCAGGCUGAUCUCCCGCAUCAUACAAAAGCUUCAUCUGAAGGGAGAGAGGACAUUCAGUGAAGAAGAGGAGCAAAAACUUCAGGCUGCUCUCUCAUUGGAUAAACAGGCUCUCAAUCUAGUCCUGGAAACUGUCGCCUUUAUACUAGAGCAGGCAGUGUAUCAUAAUGUAAAGCCGGCCUCUCUGCAGCAACAGCUGGAGGCAGUUCAUCUAAACCCAGACAAGGCUGAGAUGUUCUCUCAAACCUGGGCCACUGCUGGACCUGAGCUGGUGGAGAGACUAAAGCACAAUAUCUUUGCCCCAAAGAAGCUGGAGUAUGUCGGCUGGCAGCUGAACCUGCAGAUGGCCCAGUCCAGCCAAGCUAGACUGCAGUCUCCCAGUGCUGUCCUCCAAUUGGGGCUCCACAGUGAAGACUCUGAGAAAUUCAUCCUGUCAGGCCUGGAACCUGCUGCCUCCUCUCAGCACCCGUCUCCGCACAAAACAAAGCAAAAGCCCGGUUCAGGAAAAUGUCUUUGUUGAAUUUAACCACCAGGAGCUGCUUGAGUUCUACAACAAGCUUGAAAUUGUGCAAGGCCAGUUGGAUUCCCUCACUUGAUGCCUGGUGCUCUUUGUACGACCACACACACUCACACACACACACACACACACAGACACAGACACGCACGUUGUUAGUGUUUAUGCUGACAGCUGUGCCAGCUGUUAGAGGCCUAGCAAUUCCAUACUUGCUCUGAUUAAUUAGAGAAAAUGUCAAAAUUUGAAGGAAGGAGUUUCUUUCCCUUUUGAGCUCCUUUUAAUCCAGAUUUGUGCUCAUAAUUUAGAGAGGUCGGUGUGAUAAAUCUGAUUGUACUUUGAAUUUUUAUGUCUUCAUCAAGGAGAUGGUGGGAAAAUAACCUUGUAAACUUGUUUCUUAGUAAGAUUUUUCUAUACCUGGCAGUGAGUAACUUAAUGUUUGAUUGCAUUGUAAAUUAGUUAUAAUAAUGUUACAAAUGUGCCAAUAGUCAAUGCUUUUCAAAAUUCAUUUGUACCCUUAGAAAAAGUCAUUAAAUGUUGUUUUGAGUUUAAACAAAUUGAUUUUGUAACUUGGAGAAUGAACUAGUGUCCAUGCCAUUCUAAUAAAAUCUGAAGUAGAGGUGAAAUCCA